Molecule: messenger RNA, 921 nt
Organism: Nycticebus coucang (slow loris)
Lineage: Eukaryota; Metazoa; Chordata; Mammalia; Primates; Lorisidae
Gene: CFAP141
Product: cilia and flagella associated protein 141
Exons: 4
Coding region: 345-650 (101 amino acids)
Source: RefSeq, a predicted model, not a curated record
AUAGGACAUGAAGAUUUGCCUCCAGAGAGUUAAUGGAGCUGUGUGCAUACCCUGGACCUAGGACCAUGCAGAUAUUCUUGGGACCCCACCAGAAGAAAUUCCAAAAUAGGGACUAUGACUUUUUUUUUUAACUAUGACUUUUGCUCUGAGAAUUACAGAAGGCUACAAAACCAGGAUUCUCUGGGUCUCCAGGGCAACAGGCCAGGUGACCAAUCAACCCCCCAGCCCCGAGUCAUUGUGGGAAAUGUAAAUGUUGCUAUAACUACUAAAACCUUGGUGACUGAACUAAACAGAAGGGAGAGCCUGCCCAGUCUCCUGAGACUAUAUCAAGCAAGUCUAUAGACAUGUCUGUGGAAAAGAUGACAAAAGUAGAAGAGAAUUUUCAAAGGGCCACAAGACUUAAGAGGAUGGUCGACAGGUGGCAAAAUUCACAUACUCACUGUCUGUGGCAAAUGACAUUGAGCCAGAGGAGAAACCCAUAUGCCACACUAAGGAUGCAGGAGACCAUGGCAGAGGAGUCAACACAGGCCAACAAGCAGCUACUGAUGGUCCGUCAAGCUGCCAUGCACCAGCUGUUGGAAAAGGAGCACCAGCAGUACCAGCAGGAACUAAAUCAGAUGGGCAAAGCGUUUUAUGUGGAGAGACUGUGAUGCCUCUGAAACGCUGUUCUUCCAUUCACAUCACACUAAAAUAGCCUUCUUGAGCCUCUACCACCUUGAACUUCAUCCCAAACAUUCCUGGACCCAGCGACCUGCCUAGAACUUAAGGAAACGCUCCCACUCUCACCUCUUCACUCUACUGUCAAUCCCCUGCUGCUCUUUGAGAAACAUCUAUCAAACAACCGUUAAAAACAAGAGGGACACCUUGUGGUCAGAGCGGGAUCUGCAGGGUUGAAGUAAGAGGGAGGGAAGGGAUGGGAGA